Messenger RNA from Pleuronectes platessa (European plaice), 552 nucleotides. Its product is annotated as sterol 26-hydroxylase, mitochondrial-like. The record is from RefSeq and is a predicted model, not a curated record. The coding region runs from base 1 to 552 and encodes 183 amino acids. Lineage: Eukaryota; Metazoa; Chordata; Actinopteri; Pleuronectiformes; Pleuronectidae. Gene Ontology annotation, molecular function: oxidoreductase activity, acting on paired donors, with incorporation or reduction of molecular oxygen; iron ion binding; monooxygenase activity. The transcript is spliced from 4 exons. Gene Ontology annotation, cellular component: mitochondrial inner membrane. Gene Ontology annotation, biological process: cholesterol metabolic process; glucocorticoid biosynthetic process; cellular response to peptide hormone stimulus.
AUGAACACUCAUGUGGUUGACAGCCUGCUGCUGCUUUUCAUUUUCACCUGUAUCAAGACCUGGACAAUAGAAGCUACAAAACUAACAUCCCUGUUGGGCUCUGAACCUACCCUGGCUGUAACGCUAACCAGACAUCAGUCUCCGUGCGUUAACCCAACCGAGGAAGUUCUUGAGUUGCAGCCAAUCAGCGGCAGGACACUCUAUCCCACAAAAAAAUAUUUAUUAACUCAUAUCAUUUGCUCAAAGAUUGAGCACCGCAAGAUCUACGGUCCGCUGUGGAAGUCGGAGUUAGGCCCUCUGACCCUUGUGAACAUGGCUCAGGCGGACCUGAUAGAGCAGGUUUUGAGGCAGGAUGGGAAACAUCCGAUCCGGACCGACAUGCCCUUCUUGAGGUUGUACCAAGAGAUGAGGAACCAGGCCUAUGGACCCCUGACCGAGAUUGGGGCCAACUGGCAGCGGACCCGCAGUAUCCUGAACCCGUGGAUGUUGAUACCCAAACACUGUCGAUCUGUCAAUCAUUUCCUCAAGGAAAGCCACUCCCACUCCCACUGA